AUGUCAAAUAAUUCUACUACAAGCGGUAGUGUACUUAGUAUUAAAAAUAUAAUAUCUGAAGUCGGUUCUAAUUCUCAACAACAACAACACCACGCGUCGCCUACCAUGUCUUCUUUACCUUAUAGAACUAAUAAUACUGGUGCUCCUCAUCAUAAUCAUCCUUCUCAUCCUCCAAAUUCUCAACUUCAUCAUCAUCAACAACAAUCACCAUAUUAUCAUCCUCAUCAUCCUCAUCAUCCAUAUAAUAACAAUAAUAAUGUUUCUUAUAGAACCAGUCAUGAUCAUCAAAAUGAACAACAACAACAACAAGUUGCUGGUAGAGAUUAUUAUCAUCCUCAUCAACAUCCUCACCAACAUCCUCACCAACAUCCUCAUCAGCAUCAUCCUCAUCCUCCAAUGUUAAAUCCACAGCAACAAAUUUCUAAUAAUGCAACAAAUAAUGGUGGCGAUUAUAAUUUUAGAGAUAAUAUAAUACCUGACGAUGGCUCAAGUAAUAACGAUGAUGCUUGUAGAUCUAAUAAUCCUAACAAUUAUUCAAAUGAACAACAAGUAAGAGAUUAUCCUCCACAACAACCCACUCCAACGAAUCGUCAAUCUUUUUCAAAUGAGGAUUCAUUGGCUAAUGUUUUGUUACUUUUAGCUAAUCAAAAAACCACUACAACCAAUAACAACAAUACUACAGCCAAUAAUACUACUAAUCAUAUAUCCGAUGUUGAAGUAGCAGCAAAUGCAUUACCAAGAGCUAAAAGCAACCCAAUGUCAAUAUUGUCAUUACUAGGUGGUGAUGAACCUAAUACUUCUUCAUCAGAACAGGCAAAUCAAAAUAAUUCAUCGUCAUCAUCAAAUUUAUCAAUAAGUACAACAAAAAUUCCACAAAAAGAAGCAAAAAUAAUUCAAAAGAAAAGUAGUCCGCAAAGAAGAAGAGCUUCAGAUGCUAUUCCCAUCGAUUCAAGGCCACCCUCAAUAAAUGCAUCAAAAUUAUCUGAAGUGCGUGAACAAUUAGGCGAAGAGAAAAAAACAAAUCAUCCUUUAAUUGCUCCACAGCUGUCUUCUACAAUGUCACAACAAUAA
Entrophospora sp. SA101 is the source of this 1071-nucleotide messenger RNA. Lineage: Eukaryota; Fungi; Glomeromycota; Glomeromycetes; Entrophosporales; Entrophosporaceae. The record is from the annotation of a GenBank genome assembly.